AGCAAAGUGGUCACUGGUGAGAUCAGAAGGACAUCGGAGCGGGACGGGAGGCGCACGGGCAACAUCAGGUGACCAGAGCAACCAAAGACUCGGAAAAGAGAGGAAGAAGGAGGCUGAGAGAGGGGAGGGAGAGGAGAAAGGGAGGAAGUCAGCAGCGACCUCCUACCCAACAACCUCGGAAGGAAACCCCAUAAAAUGAAUUCAGACUCCAGCCCGAGCAGCAGAGCGUCUUCCCCGGAUAUGGACGGCAUGUUUCUCCGAGAUCACCAUCCGCACCACCACCACCACCACCACCAUGUCGGUUCAUCUGUCACCUCCUCCACGCAGAGCGGCCAGAAGAUGCCCGGUGGUGAGCACCUGCGCUCUGACGCCAAGUCUGCGUCUGUAGGAAGCAGCAGCAGUAGCAGCAGCAGCAGCAACAAGUACAAACUGAAAAAGCAGGUCACGGAGGAGGAGAUGUACCAGCUGCGGCUCAAGAUUAACGGUAGAGAACGGAAACGCAUGCAUGACCUCAACCUGGCCAUGGAUGGGCUGCGCGAGGUGAUGCCCUACGCGCACGGGCCUUCCGUGCGGAAGCUGUCCAAGAUUGCCACGCUGCUCCUAGCCAGGAACUACAUCCUGAUGCUCACCAGCUCCUUGGACGAGAUGAAGCGCUUGGUGGGAGAGAUUUACGGCGGCCAACACUCCGCUUUUCACUGCGGCACCGUUGCGCAUGCAGCCGGUGCCGGUGGGCACACCGGCGGUCCCGCCGCUGCUGCAGCCGCAGCAGCAGCAGCAGCCGCUGCGCACCAGGUGCAUCCUCUCCUCGGGAGCGCACUGUCCUCCUCCCCGUCCUCCACUCUGUCCAGCGCACUUCCGGGACUCACGAGUAUCAGAGCGCCACACGCGCUGAUGAAGGGCUCUCCAGCUGCGCCCCCGGCCCUGCAGCUGGGCUCCGGCUUCCAGCACUGGGCCGGACUGCCGUGUCCCUGCACCAUCUGCCAGGUGCCUCCUCCUCCGCACAUCCCCAUCACCUCCACCGGCCUCACGAGACUCACGGCAGAGGGGAAGGACGGCAUGAAAUGAUGUCUGACACACAGCAGAGACUAAUUUUUGUAAAUAAACAAUUCAGGGCAUGUGGGUGAAUUUGGCCUCACUGUGCAUGUUGUUGUUCAGUCUGUUUUCUUGUUAAACGUUUGCGAAAAAUAACUUACUUUCCUCCUUGUAACAAGGACUCAAUACCGACUUGUGAGUCUGUCACUGGAAGGUAAAAUGUGCAACAAGCGGUUCGGAGACGGAGGUUGCAUGAACGUUUUGAUUUUAUUUCUCAUCAUGUGUCAUUUUGUGAAAACGAAGAAUGCUUUCUGUGCCUUGUACCAAGGAUUUUACACUUAAAAGACAAUUAUAAAUUUUACUAGUUUGGCAGAAAUGACUGCCACGCCAAAACUCUGGAUUAGAUUUAUUUCAAUUGCGUGACUCAUUGUUUCUCUAUGUGUGCGUAAAACGUUUUUAUUUGUCAUUCCUUGCAUGUUGCUAUAUCGACCACAGCAUGGUUAUUUUUGUUGAACUGAAGUUUCCAGAGAUCCUGUUUGUUUAUUUUUGUACAUUGCUGAUCGUUGAUAAAAAAUAUAUUU
Molecule: messenger RNA, 1613 nt
Organism: Nothobranchius furzeri (turquoise killifish)
Lineage: Eukaryota; Metazoa; Chordata; Actinopteri; Cyprinodontiformes; Nothobranchiidae
Gene: olig3
Product: oligodendrocyte transcription factor 3
Biological process (GO): positive regulation of transcription by RNA polymerase II; sensory organ development; axon development
Cellular component (GO): nucleus
Molecular function (GO): E-box binding; DNA-binding transcription factor activity, RNA polymerase II-specific; protein dimerization activity
Source: RefSeq, a predicted model, not a curated record